Messenger RNA from Naegleria fowleri, 843 nucleotides. RefSeq lists its product as uncharacterized. Lineage: Eukaryota; Heterolobosea; Eutetramitea; Acrasida; Naegleriidae. The transcript has 2 exons. Gene Ontology annotation, biological process: cilium assembly. Gene Ontology annotation, cellular component: motile cilium. The record is from RefSeq and is a predicted model, not a curated record. Bases 1 to 843 code for a protein of 280 amino acids.
AUGCAAUACUACACAACUCAACAACUUCAAGGGCACACCACGUUCAAACCUCACGUGCGGAUCGGAAAUUGGAACGAAGAUAUUGAACUUCUCAAUGAAAAGCAAAAAGAAUUUAUUCGUGCAAAGGAGGAGGGUUUGCUUCCUCAUCAAAUAAUGGAACGUAAAAUGAAGCAUCACUUGAGUCCAAUUCCUUUGACUGAGAAAAGAGAGAACGGUGCCAUUCAUUUUGGAGACAUUGUCAUGAUCAAGAGUGUAAAUACUGAAGGAAUAUUGUGUAUGGAUCUGGAUACAAUACUACAUCAUGUCAAUGACCGUUUCGCCUGUACAACCUCGACAUUGACAACAACUCCCUGUGCAAGAAAUUGUUUCAUUGUCGAGAAAGUCCCAAACGAUACCAGUGCUGACAUGAUCAUCCCUGAGGAGGAAAGUCACAUACUUCAUUACGGACAAAAAUUUAGAUUGAAAUGUGUCCCUCAAUUCCAUUCACCUAUAUACUUACGUUCGGAAAAACCUUCGCCAACUUGUUUUGCUUCUGGCACAUCUUCAGCAGAGAAAUGUCAGGAAGUCUCUGUAGACCAAGUGGUCAACUAUGAAACUGUUUGGAAAGUUCAAUACCUUCAUAAGGGAUAUCGAUUGGAGUACGAAGGCCAAAUGGUGAAUGUAAAUGAACCAAUAAUUCUUACACACUGUGCCACAAACCAGUGUUUGAGCUCAAAUAAGAGUAUUGUAAUGUUGAAUGAUUUUGGCAAAGAGUAUCAAGUUUUUUGUAAAACUUCGUUAACAAUUCACAAGACCGAGGACGUUUGUAAUCAUUUCAUGAUUUUGCAAGCAGAAAAUCAAUAA